Bolinopsis microptera is the source of this 2701-nucleotide messenger RNA. Its product is annotated as serum response factor homolog. The transcript has 9 exons. Lineage: Eukaryota; Metazoa; Ctenophora; Tentaculata; Lobata; Bolinopsidae. Gene Ontology annotation, molecular function: RNA polymerase II cis-regulatory region sequence-specific DNA binding; protein dimerization activity; DNA-binding transcription factor activity, RNA polymerase II-specific. The coding region runs from base 403 to 1659 and encodes 418 amino acids. The record is from RefSeq and is a predicted model, not a curated record. Gene Ontology annotation, biological process: positive regulation of transcription by RNA polymerase II.
ACCUUAUGGGGUGUGUAUAGACUACCUUUUAGCGUCUUCUAAAUUGUGCGUACAAAAUGUUGCUGGUACGUAUGUAUGUGCAACGAUUUUGAGUUCUCGUUUUUAUACAAAAUAAUGAUUUUUCAAUCAUUAUAUUUACUGAAAUUUGUUUAUUUUAUUACCUUUUAUUAUUUACUGCUAAAAAAUAAUCUUUAUGAAAUGCGAAUAAUAAUUUAAUAGAAUUGCUAUGUACCCUACUAUAGUGGACGGUAGUAUAGCGCCUCCAUUAAGCCAUAUAAGGAGCAUAUAGUGUUACCAUAAAAGGCUAUCUAAUUUUCUGUUUGCCAUACCCGGUCAACACGUGUUUCGUUCUUCCAUUUCUGGUAUUCGUAUCUUUGACAACAGCUUGUGAUCUUGCCGCAGAUGGCAGAGCCUAUGGAAUUUGAUCGCACUAGUCCGGAAAUGGUUCGAGCGGGCGGUAAUACGGGCUACCCAAACAAGAAACACUGCACGUCACCUCGGAAAGGCAGCACAAAGACAAACAAGGACAAGAAGAUGGACAAGACCAUUUACCGCGAACAGUCAGAUGGGAUGCAGCAGCAGCAACAGCAGCAACAACAACCACCGCCUCCCCAACAUCGCCAACAUCUGGAACCUAUGAAUAUUCCUCUAGGUCAGGGUGUUCCCCCUGCCUCUGGAAUGCCACCACAUCACCUGGGACCCGAACAUCACGUACAGCAAGCCUCUCGGGCCAGACAUCGAUCAGUUAACAGCCCGUCCGGGGAAUCGGCAGCGGAUAAGAAAACGCGGGGCAGAGUCCGGAUCAGGAUGGAGUUCAUCUCGAACAAACUUCGGAGGUACACGACUUUCAGCAAGAGGAAAACUGGGAUCAUGAAAAAGGCGUACGAGUUAAGCACCCUAACUGGAACACAAGUAAUGUUGCUAGUCGCUUCGGAGACUGGUCACGUGUACACCUUCGCUACUCCUAAACUACAACCCAUGAUCACUUCAGAGACGGGAAAAGCACUGAUACAGACCUGUCUGAACUCGCCAGAUCCUCCCCCUCCCAACCGUAAUCCCGAUGAGAGGAUGUCUCAGACUGGGUACGAGGAGACGGAACUUGCGUACCCUGUCAACCCUGAUGAAGUGGAACCUGAAAAGGUUCCUGGUGGAGAUGAGAGACACAUGUACAACAACUCAAACGAUCCCAACCUUAACUCUGGUUCUCCCCCUCACUCAUUUACUGGAUUACCUAUGCCCCACGGUUCAUUCCCAAUGAACAUGAGCUUCAUCCCUGCGACCACGAAAGGGGAUUCAAAUAACAACAUAUCAGCACAAGGUUACACGGUUCAACCUCCCCUCUCCCAACAACAGCUCGGUAACUUCGGAGCCAUCUUCCCACCUCACACUUCCUACUCGACCUCACCUCAAAACAUGCCUGGUACCAUGAGUCACGCAAUGUCAAAUCACAUGGUCCGCAUGCCGGGCAGUCUCAGUCCUUCUCAUAGCAUAGAUAUAGGUAAUAUGGUGACAUUACAAAGAAACCCAGUCAGCACACAGCCGAGCGUUUCAGAAAGUCCAGCUUUUUACUCUAACUCUCCCAGGUCACGUGAUGAAAAUGACAGCAAACACGACAUAAAACAGCACGAAAGUGAUGGUGAAACGCGCGACAGUUGCUAGGCAACGGCUCCUUUUUUGAUUUCCUUAAAAAAGGAGAGAUUUAUUUUAUCAUGGUAUAACACAGAAAGGGGUACCUUCAAGAAGCACACGAUAGAAUUCUGAUCACAUGAUCAUCUCAGAAAUGUUAGUCAAGGACUGCGAAUGAUUUGUUGUGUAAUAUUAAGAUGGAGGUCACGUGACUGUUUGAUUAUAUUUGAAGAGUGUUAUUAUUAUCUGCUCACUGGAUUUCAGUUGACUUGAAAACUUUGCGGUCCAUGGCUCCGUUUGGUGCCGUGCAGUGUGUAUUUUUGUUCUUUUUUCCCGCGUUUUUUCUGAAAAGUGAACACUUGCUUUUUGAUUUUUAUAUUUGUGAUAAUCUGUUUAUAAAUCUCAAAAUGCUUAUGAUUAUCUUUUAACGACAUUUUCCCGCUGAAAUUUAGCUAAAACGGAAAUUGUUUCAUUUUGCAAAUGGUUGGAAGAAGUGGGCAUGUGUUUUGCUAGAAUGAUAUUGUUGAACAGAUUUUGAGAAGUGAGCGCUAUCGAUCUCAUUCACAUAUAACGUAAUCACUGAGGGGGAGGGAGGGGGUUUACAGAUGAUUACUCUAUAAGCGCAAUUUUAACUGAUUACGGAGGGAGAAGGGGAGGAGGGGUGUUAAAAGUUGGCCAUAAAGUGAUAAUGAAAUAUGUGAACGACCCCUUAUAGCCCACAGUACUAUUCUUAAUUAAUCUUUUUUGGUUUUAAUUUUCGAUCUGUAAAUCAACAGUCAUUUCGUUUGUAUUCGUACAUUUAGUUCAAUAUCUAAUAGGAGAUUUAUGAAUUGCUUCACAGACAGAAUUUCAAGUACUUAAAGGUUUUUCACCUGAAUAUUUUGGCAUUUUAAUAAAAUGUGCCUGCUGUUUUCUAAUUAAUUAUUGGGAUGAAGAUGGGUGAAAGUGAAUUCCGACCUCUUUUACCUAAGUCAUUUUAAAAGGGUAAUUUAUUGUAAUUUAUUGUAUGUGUUUCACAUAUGAGUCGAUCAGCGGUUUCGUUUUGAUCAAAGCUACAUUUUUAUUAUUGUCCCUG